Molecule: messenger RNA, 3094 nt
Organism: Alosa alosa (allis shad)
Lineage: Eukaryota; Metazoa; Chordata; Actinopteri; Clupeiformes; Clupeidae
Gene: lhfpl3
Product: LHFPL tetraspan subfamily member 3
Exons: 4
Coding region: 822-1496 (224 amino acids)
Biological process (GO): sensory perception of sound
Cellular component (GO): plasma membrane
Source: RefSeq, a predicted model, not a curated record
AGUGUGGAUCUUCUCAAGACGAUCGAAUCCUACAUAAUUCCACAGGCAACCUUUAAAAUAACGCUUCAUAUAAUUUGGUUUUAGGGCCCUACAUAGCCUAUGCAACCCCCAAAGUUCCAUCCAUAGCAAAGACAUCCAUGCUUGCCUUACCUACCUACACGCGAUUUACUCGUAAGAAUGCGUGACACAUGAUGCGAACGACGUAUGCUGCCGUCAGCACUCAACAAUCCCAUUUAGCUUACCGUAGGCUGCUGCACUCCAGUGGACUACCGUCAUUCUCAAGUGUGCACAUCCUGUGGUAACGACGGUGUCGAUCUAACGCUCUUGGCACCAUUCAUUUUUAUUCAUCAGGCUCAUUUUGAAUCUCUGCGCCUCCGACAGCCACGGGAGCUCUUUUACCUGUAGUGUCUUUGUGGAAUAUCCAAUGUUUGGUCACUCAGAAACAUAGAUCUGUUUAUCUAUAUGAGAUAGCAGCAGUAACGGACUGCGUUAGGCAAUCGUGGAUUCCGUGGGACAUUGUGAAAUACUAGUCUCUAACAGUGGCUAUUAGAUUGUGUUCGUGUGAAGUGCUGAGAUUUCAACAUCGUCCGCGUCACCCGGAUUUGGACUAAUUUCAGGGCAGAUGGUGUAACAGUGUUCUUGAGUUGACGCGCGUAUUCGAGUGAAAUCGGUAGAGGGAAAUGUCUACAGAUUCUCCUAUAAUAUGACAGCAGAAUAGAACUGACGUUUUUCUCGUUGACCGGUUAUCACUUCAGUGGUGGGCACUCAUCUAUCUCUGGGUCUCCUACACAGCUGCCAAAAUACCUUAUCAAAACCAAACCAUGGUCCCUGGGACUCCGGCAGCGAUGCUCCCAGCUUCGGAGGCGGCCAAGAUCUAUCAGACUAACUACGUUCGGAACUCGCGCGCUAUUGGCGUGCUUUGGGCAAUUUUCACCAUACUGUUUGCUAUUGUCAAUGUAGUGUGUUUUAUUCAGCCCUACUGGAUCGGGGAUGGCGUGGACACCCCGCAGGGCGGCUACUUCGGCCUCUUCCACUACUGCAUAGGUAACGGACUGUCCCGAGACCUCACGUGCAAGGGCAGCUUCACCGAUUUCAGCACCAUCCCCUCUGGUGCUUUCAAGGCUGCAUCCUUCUUUAUCGGGAUGUCCAUGGUCCUCGUCCUCUCCUGCAUCGGCUGCUUCGCAUUGUUCUUCUUCUGCAGCACUGCCACAGUCUACAAGAUCUGCGGCUGGAUACAACUUGCUGCAGGGACAUGUCUGGUGCUGGGCUGUAUGAUCUACCCAGAUGGCUGGGACUCGGACGAGGUGAAGAGGAUGUGUGGUGAGCAGACGGGGAAGUACACCAUCGGAGCGUGCUCGGUGCGCUGGGCCUACAUCCUGGCCAUCAUGGGCAUCAUGGACGCUAUGAUCCUCUCCUUCCUGGCCUUCGUGCUGGGAAACCGCCAAGACGGCCUCAUGGCCGAAGAGUUGCUCAGCGACAAGAGUGCUAUUGCAUAAUUGAAGGACCAAUUCAAACAGAUCCCACUGCCCAGAGAGGGAGCAAUGCUUAUAUAAUGUCAUGUUUCAGCAUUUUACCCAUAAUUCAAGGGUGGAAGGGCUGUCUGUGGAGGUUUGAGAGGACAGAGAGAGACACCAGGAAGAAAGACAGAAGAAUGACAUGUGUGAACACAGGAACCUCUCACACGAAAAAACACAAAGACCCACAACAACAACAACAACAACAAUAGCAUAUGAACAUGACAUGAAGCCCCCUUACCCUCUCCAUGUCUCAUUGCAACACUGAAGGAUUUUCAGCACCACACACAUGCAGUCCAGUUAGUGCCUCUGCCAGGAGUGCAGCUAUGUCAUACGCAGCAUACUGCUCUCACAUGCAGUGCAUUAACUGAUGAUUUUUCAGCUGAUCAAUCUGACUUUGGUAAAGUAGUGUCUGUUUGUUAUUUUUAUUACAUUGGGGAAUUUGUCGUUUUUUGUUUCUGAACAUGACACACACACACACACACACGCACACACACAAAAUAACAAUUGCAUUCAACCUGCUGCACAUUAUUAAAAGUCAUUUUGCACAGCAUAUAAUUAAUGUCAAUGAACUGUCCCCUCCACACACACACACACACACACACACACCACACACAACACACACACACACGAAGGACCCUGAGGCCUUGACCUGAGCAGAGAAGAUGUUUGACAGAGCGUGAUAACAGUGCCAUCGGCCCCAUUUGGCCCUCUGGGCCACUGUACACCAUGUUGUGCUAGUGCUGUGUACUGUGUAGUCAGUCAAUGGUUUAGGUCUUUAUGGAACCAUAGAAGAGAAGACUGUAUUCAUGAGCACAAUAAAGAAAAUCCUUACAUAAUAAGUGUCAAAUAUGAAGAGGUAACAAUUGCCAAGUGUUUAGCAGAGAGUGAAAAAGGCCAUUCAGAAGAACAGUAUUUAAAGUAGGAGUGUAUUUCAGUGUAUCAAUCAUAUACUCUGUAUACUUGUACAUGUUGAGUAAUGUUUCCGUAGUUCCGUCUCAACUUUGAUAUUUGCUAAGUGUACCAAAAUGACAAAGACCUUGGUACGGUGUAUUCUAAUGUGUGCCAUAUGAUUACGCUAUGGCUUGGUGUAGUAGAGGGUAAACAAGUGUUUAUCUCACUGUGAUUCCAUGUGAACAAUUCUGGACAAGCAAAAUGUUUCUCCCUACACUCCUAACCCUAACGACAUCUGGUUUGCAGUUAAUCCGGAUGCAAUCUGCAUCUUAAUCUCUAAAUGUGCUUGUGCUGAAGAAACAUUUAUUUGUGUUGUGUUAACACUCUCUCACACACACACUGCAUAUGUUGACUUUGGAGGCCCUGUCUCCUUAAUGUUAUCUCAGUGUGUAACAUUGGGGACAUCCAGCGAGGGAACAGCCUGUGAUUUAAAGACUGGGAUAUUUUUGUGUGUGUGGCGGGUGUGGGCAUAUUUUACAUACAUUCCUUUUCAGGAUAUGCCCAUUUCCCCAUAUUUGUGCAUAAUACAACAUUGUAAAUAUUGAGAGUCAUAACAGAUGGUAGCAAAAAGUAUAAUGCUUUAUUAAAGAGGAUGUGAAAAAUAAAAUAAAGAUCCCUGUAGUAAA